Molecule: messenger RNA, 474 nt
Organism: Trichomycterus rosablanca
Lineage: Eukaryota; Metazoa; Chordata; Actinopteri; Siluriformes; Trichomycteridae
Product: deoxycytidylate deaminase-like
Exons: 5
Coding region: 1-474 (157 amino acids)
Biological process (GO): pyrimidine nucleotide metabolic process
Molecular function (GO): zinc ion binding; dCMP deaminase activity
Source: RefSeq, a predicted model, not a curated record
AUGGAAUCAAAACAGCAGAACCUCAGCGCUGGCCCAGGCACAGUGAAAAGAACAGACUACCUGAAUUGGGAUGACUAUUUUAUGGCUGUUGCCUGCCUGUCUGCUCAGAGGAGCAAAGAUCCGGAAAUGCAGGAAUCAGUGGGUGCUUGUAUCGUGAAUGAAUACAAAAGGAUUGUGGGUACUGGCUACAAUGGGAUGCCAGACAACUGUCAUGACAAUUUUUUAUCCUGGGCUGGCAGAGAAGAAAAGGACAACAAACAUUUGUACGUGUGCCACGCUGAGCUGAACGCCAUCGUGAAUAAAAUCUCAGCUGAUGUGAGGGGGUGCACCAUGUUCGUGACUCGGUUUCCCUGUAACGAGUGCACCAAGCUCCUCAUCCAGUCAGGUAUAAAACACGUCAUUUAUCUGGCAGAAAAGAAACCUGAACCAGCCUCCAGAAAGAUGAUGGACCUGGCAAAGGUCUCAUACGAGUGA